Molecule: messenger RNA, 4235 nt
Organism: Protopterus annectens (West African lungfish)
Lineage: Eukaryota; Metazoa; Chordata; Ceratodontiformes; Protopteridae
Gene: DPY19L4
Product: dpy-19 like 4
Exons: 19
Coding region: 259-2421 (720 amino acids)
Cellular component (GO): nuclear inner membrane
Molecular function (GO): mannosyltransferase activity
Source: RefSeq, a predicted model, not a curated record
CGAUAUUUUGUGUAACAUCCUCCAACUAUUAAGGUGGUUUGAGUGCCAGAUAUGUUAGGAAACAUUUAAAUAUGUAUUUAUUUUUUUAACUAACUUUUUUAAGAUGAGUAAGUAGCCGAUUUGUAUUUGGAGAUUUCUCCUAAAGUUGUAAGCUAGUGUUAAAAAGAAGACAUUGGUCAGUAGAGUGUCUCAUUAGAUUGUCAUUUUCUACUGGCUUGGAAGGUGUUUUACUUCUAUAGGAGACGAUAGUAAGGUGAAAUGACAGAAGUGAGACAAAGGAAGGAGCAAACAAGCAUAGAGUCAAAAGAACCUGCUCCAGAAAAGGAGAAAACAGGAAGUUCAGAACGGUCAAAGAAAGAUCGCAAGUAUGCAAGUGUUCAGCGUUUCAUUAAGCUUUUCAUUGGCUCUCUGGCAGCAGUCAUCAGUGGCUUAAUGUAUGCUAUAUACCUCUCCACUUACCAUGAGCGAAGAUUCUGGUUCUCUAGUCGGCAGGACCUGGAAAGAGAAAUUACUUUUCAGUCUGAUAGCGGUUUUUACUAUCAUUAUUAUAAAAAACUACUAAAGGCUUCUUCAUUUUCAAGAGGUCUGCACGAGCUGACACAUGACAACAGUAGUAUAUCGCUAAGGACCAUAAAUGCAGUACAGCAACUGAAUUUGUAUCCAGAGCUAGUUGCUAGUAUCCUGUACCGAAUGUCUGGCAGUCAGGAGGCAGUUGAACCGGUCUAUUUCUACAUCGGUGUAGUGUUUGGCCUGCAGGCUGUCUAUGUAACUGCAGUAUUUGUGUGUAGUUGGAUUAUGAGCGGAACUUGGGUAGCAGGCAUGCUGGCUGUGGUCUGGUAUAUAAUUAACAGGCCAGAUACAACAAGAGCUGACUAUGCAGUUCCUUUGAGGGAGAACUGGGCAUUGCCUUACUUUGCAUGGCAGGUCACAGCCCUUACAGGGCUCCUAAAAAACAAUAUCACUUCAUCGGCAGAGAGGCUUUGCUAUCUUUUGUUGAGCGCUUCGACAUUUACUUUUGUUAUGAUGUGGGAGCACAGUCACUAUGUGCUGUUUGUCCAGGCCGUUGCCCUCUUCUUGCUGGAUACUUUCGACCUAGUUCAGUCUCGCAAGAUAGCAGAUGUGUAUAGGCUAUAUCUGUGCUGCAUAAGCUUAGGUUACAUCUUACAAUUUCAGAACUUUUCCUUGCUGACAUCUCCGUUGUUAAGUCUUGUAGCAGGAACUGUACUAGCAAGACACAUUCAGAGGGAUAUGAAAAGUGGCCGAUUUGUAGCCAGGGUGAUGAAAGUAGUCCUGCAUUUCUACCUGGUGUUUGUCAUAACCGCGACAUUACAUUUUGUUGUUAAGACAGUUUUUCUUCAUGAAGAAAAUAAGCACGUCUUACAUUUUCUUGAAGUGAAAUUUGGACUUAAUACCAAAAAGAAUUUGACGACCAGUCUGUUGCUGUGCCAUGGAUUUCUCCAGACUCCCUCGCAGGAUUUCUUUUUGAGACUGACGCAGACAUCUUUAUUGCCUUUCUAUGUCCUUAUUUUUGGUACCUGUUUGCUGUCAACAUUGCAAGCCAUAUUUAGGAGGUUGAGAGGUUUAAAUUCAAAAGAAAAAAUUACCAGUAGUCAAGAAGACAGAACAAUUGGAGAGAAUCCUGAGGUCAUCUAUCAUGUAUUGCACACAGUUCUUUUUGGGUUACUCACGAUGAUGUUCGAAGGUCUGAAGUACAUCUGGACUCCUUAUGUCUGCAUACUUACUGCUUCUGGUGUUUGCUCUGCUGAACUUUGGGCGACUCUUUUUAAAUGGUUUCGACUGCGGUCUGUGCAUCCUGUGCUCUUGGCUCUCAUGCUUAGCACUGCUGUUCCUACUAUCAUUGGUUUCAGCUUGUGGAGGGAGUUUUUGCCAAGAGUGAUAACUGAGUUAUCAGAACUGCAAGAAUUCUAUGAUUCUGACACAGUUGCACUCAUGAAUUGGAUAAAAAAGCAGACACCUGUUGCUGCUGUAUUCGCAGGAAGCCCACAACUCAUGAGCUUAGUAAAGCUGUGCACUGGAUCAACAGUUACCAGUUUACCUCUUUAUAAUGAUGGUGACCUCAUAAAAAGAAAUGAAAAUCUUUACCAGAUAUAUGCUAUGAGAUCUGCAGAGGAUAUUUAUAAAAUGCUUCUGACAUACAGGGCAAGCUAUGUUAUUGUUGAGGAGGCAAUAUGCAGUGAAAUGGGACCAAUGAGAGGCUGUAGAGUGAAAGACCUGGUAGACAUUGCUAAUGGUCAUAUGGUUCAUGACAGCGAUGAAAUAUAUGCCUACUCAAAAUACAGACGUUUUUGCCAUGAGAUUAAAUUGGACAAUUCUCCUUACGUGAACUAUUUCACCCGUGUAUUCUGGAACAGAUCUUAUCACGUCUAUCAAGUCAAUACAGUCAUUUCUUUUCAGUACUGAGUUGCAACAAACCUCCUUGGAUAAUCUUUCUGUGGAUGCUGUUAGUGACACCACCAACAAAACCAUUCAACGUGUUGAUCACAUCCUUGGGAGAAGGGUGUGACCUAAGAACUAGUCGUAGUAUCUUUUUUGUUGACCAAAUAAGAUAUAUUAAGUUUUUGUAACAAUGUCAAUGGACAUUGCAUGGAAAUCUUUUUUACAUAAGAGAAGAGUCCUCGUCUUAUUCAUAAUGUAUGCAUUUUUAAUGUUUAAGGGUUAUUUUUUCUUCAGUAGUCUAUUUAUUUUAACAUGCACAUAAUGAUCUUUUGCACAUAAAUAUUUGUGGCAGGUAUCAAGACUGCUAACAGUAUUUAAUCAUGCAAGUAUAUUACCUAUAUUUGGCAGGUGGCAAAACGUCUUGACAUGUGCAGGGCACUGAGAUUUCCAUUAGGUUUUAUUGAAGCCAAAAUCCAUGAGCUGAUCACCAGAACUGUAUGUGGUCAUGAUAAAAGGGUUGAUACAGAUUUUCACUUUUAAAACUGGUGUUUAUUCUCUUGUCUCAUCUAAGCAAUCAGUGUGCCUUUUGAUAUUCUAGUGCUAAUAUCACUUAUUUAAGUGUCUUCUCAUGUGUUAUGGAAAGCACAUUUGCAUUUCAAUAUGCUUUUUAUAUGGCCAAGUUGUACAUGUUUGUCUCCUUUGAUCCAAACUAGAAAAUGAGUUCAGGCUAUUGGGGAGUCAAGAGUGAUAGGAAGGACUGAGUAUCUGAUGCAUAUCUCUCCUUCUUGGGAAUGUUUGUGUGUGUCUGUAUAGUUUGCCAGGUCAUCAUCCCAGUGUGUGUGGUAGUUUGCCAGGUCAUCAUCCCCAUGUGUGUGUGGUAGUUUGCCAGGUCAUCAUCCCCACUUGUGUGUGUGUGUCUAGUAGUUUGCCAGGUCAUCAUCCCUUCCCCAACACACAUGCUGCAGCUGGACAUCCUAAGGAGAAGAUGAACUUGUGUGUUCCUUACAGCAUGUAUGUCUUAAUGAAAAAUGGCCUACUAGAUCGGGACAAAUACUCCACUGGAAGAUUGUUCUUAUUUUUUCCCAGUCCCAAAAAUGCAGCCUGCAGUAUAUUGGGCAUUAAUGUCUUAGCCUUACUGCCAGGUUUAGGGGUUAUUGUAUGAAAGAUGGGUGAAGAUGGUAGUAGGCAUCAAGGACAGUCACUGACACUUCUGGCAUGCAAUACUGCCGUUUCCUCCAACAGUUGUGAAUGGCGACCAUACUAGUACAUCUCUUUGUCUUCUGGUGGAGCAGACUAGAAGUGAAAUGUCACUUCCUGUCACCCUGACUCAAAUGAUGUUUUUUUUCAGCAUUGUGAUGCUGUAUGCAGCUAGACUAGGGCUGACCAUGCCCUGAGCAUUUCUUCAUAUGUUUCACAGAGAGUUUACAGGCUGCUUGGAUUGGAGAAGGAAGUCCAUUCCUCUGGGAUAGCCAUAUGGGUUGUUAAGAAUGCAGAACUCUAGCUGAAAGGUACUGGAUGUGACUAGAAGCACUGCAGCAUGUGGAGGUUCAUUGUUGAAGGAGGUGUAGUCCAUGGGCUGUAUGGACAUCAUAAUGAGUGUAAAAAUAAUGAUACCUAUAAAUUGUGAAAUCUUGGUAAAUACCUGAAGGUGGUGUAUUGUGAAAGAAAGAGCAAUAUCUCCUACUAAAGGAUAAUGCUGCCUUGGUUUUUAUAUACUUGUUCCAGAUUGUGAUGGUCUUUUGAAAUCCAGAGUAAGGAAACCAAAUGCUUUCAUUCAUCCCUUACUGUAUGCUGAAAUGCUGAAUGGUUCAAAAGAAAAAUAAAUUGCCAUAAAAAGU